Messenger RNA from Rattus rattus (black rat), 2255 nucleotides. It is a transcript of the gene Popdc2, whose product is annotated as popeye domain containing 2. NCBI's taxonomy places the organism in Eukaryota, Metazoa, Chordata, Mammalia, Rodentia, Muridae. Gene Ontology annotation, molecular function: cAMP binding. The transcript is spliced from 4 exons. Gene Ontology annotation, cellular component: sarcolemma. The record is from RefSeq and is a predicted model, not a curated record. Bases 460 to 1566 code for a protein of 368 amino acids.
GUGCCUCUCCUGCUGGCUCUCCACUCCCCAUUCUGCCCGGGAACGACAGAGAGCAGGAUGUGGCUGCUUCGCCCUAUGUUGCUGAAGUUCGUGGUGUCGAGUUCCUACUUCCUCUCAGGACAUUGUAUGCUUUUUGCUAAGAACUAAAUAUGAAGAGUAUCCUAAGAAAGCCGGAGCCAAAGACAUUUACCAGAGCACUACGGGGGGAACAAGAGCUUUGCUGAGAGAGAGAGAGAGGAAGGAAGAAGGAAAAGAAAAUUCCAAACAGCAAACUUAGGUUUUCAAGCUUCCAUGAAGUGUACUAUGUUCUGGCAUUUUUUCUCAGAGCCACCGGAAGCAUUCCUGCCAGCAAAGGUGGUGAGAAGCCACUUGGGAAUACAGAUUAACUGAUUUUUUUUUACCCCAGUUUCCUUUGUGGAGACCAUAUCGGAACCUGCAAAGGCCCCGAGAGCCCCCAAGAUGAGUGCCAAUGGCAGCACGGUGGCUCAGCUCCUCUGGCAGCGGCCCGUGUGCAGUGGCUGGAAACCGGAUGUGGAGGGGGCUGUCUACCACCUGGCCAACUGCUUCUUGCUUAUGGGCUUUAUGGCAGGCAGUGGAGUAUACGGAUGCUUCUACCUUUUCGGCAUCCUGGGCCCAGGCUACCUCUGCCUCGUGCUGUGGGGCUGGCUUGAUGCUUGCGGGCUAGACAUCGUCCUUUGGAACGUCCUCCUGACAGUGGCUUGCCUGCUUCAGAUGGCGCACCUGGUAUAUCGCGUUCGGGUGAAUACCCUCCCGGAGGAGUUCGACCUCCUCUACAAGACACUGUGCCUGCCCCUGCAGGUACCCCUGCAGGCCUACAAGGAAAUUGUCCACUGCUGCCAUGAGCAGGUCUUGACACUGGCCACAGAGCAGACCUACGCUGUGGAGGGUGAGACACCCAUCAACCGCCUGUCCCUGCUCCUCUCAGGCCGGGUUCGAGUGAGCCAGGAUGGGCAGUUUCUACACUACAUCUUCCCGUACCAGUUCAUGGACUCUCCUGAAUGGGAAUCCCUGCAGCCUUCUGAGGAGGGGACCUUCCAGGUGACGCUGACUGCUGAGACUGAAUGUAGCUACAUUUCCUGGCCCCGGAAAAAUCUUCACCUUCUUUUGAACCGAGAGCGAUACAUCUCCCGCCUUUUCUCAGCCCUGCUGGGCUAUGACAUCUCCGAGAAACUCUAUACCCUCAAUGACAAGCUGUUUGCCAAGUUUGGGUUACGCUUCGACAUCCGCCUUCCCAGCCUUUACCAUGUCCUGAGUCCCUCAGCCUCUGAUGGAGCACCAGAGUCUGAGAAAGAGGAUGAAGAAACCCAGGAGGCAGCUGUGUCCCCUGCUCAGGCCCGGCCCAUCUGCAUCUUGCCAACACCCUCUUGUUCCCCGCCUCCAGCUACCACCAACUUCCCUGUGCCUCUGCCCCGGGCCAGGAUGCCCAGGCCUGACAGCGGCACCCUGGGUGAGGACUCCACCAGCCUGGUGCUGGAGGACUUUGAGGAGGUUUCGGGAUCAGAGUCAUUUAUGGAUUAUAGGAGCGAUGGGGAGUACAUGAGGUGAGGGCGGAACUAACACGGGCACAGACGCCGUCUCGGGAUCCUGUCUUCUAGAAGUCCUCUCCAGAACUCUUCUCAAGUUCUGUCCAGAGCACAGGCUCCCUUGGGUCCACCUCACACUCCUGAACUCUAAGGAUCACAGAGCUGCUGUCCCUGCGGCCAGAUGGCGCUCUUCCACAUCCCCUGGAUGACUUCUCCUCUCCGCCCUCCAGAAAGAUCUGGGACAAGAUUGGGGAUGGACAUAACAUGGAGAAACUCAGCUUCAUAAGCCUUCCUCUCAGGAGGAGGGUCUAGAGGCACUGGGCCGGACUCCAUCUUUUAUGGGUUGCAGGACAUCGCCAGGUUUACAUAGCCUCUGAGCCUGGUCUGUCAAGCACGGCUAUGAACUCACGUCACAGGGUUGCGAGGUUCCAGUGAGCUGAUUGGGUAACGCACUUAUGACAGGGCAUGGCAUCCAGCAAGCACACAAUAAAACACUUCACGCCUCCUCUCCCUAUGUUGUUGCUGUAAAAAUUGUCUGAAAGGAUCAAUGACCUUUACCUGUGGUUAUUUUAUUCCCAAAGUUAAGUUUCAAUUUAGAAAGUAGAAAAUUUUAAAUCCCAAUUGUUCCCUUCAACUUUUCAUUUCAAAACACAAGUAACUGUGUCCUGUUCGUGAUUCUAACAUUAAAUUUUAGUUCUCAAAGGGAUUUUA